UUACAUAAUAUUUUACAAUGUUAUUUCAAGUUGGAAUUUCAUAAACUUUAGUUCUCAAAAAACUCUGGGCCGAGUAACUCGGUUGCAGCCAAUAACAUUGCCGUCGAGAUAUUAAAGUCUGAAUGCACUAGGGUGCCAACCAUUGGAGAUGCUUCAGAAACAGCAUCUAAAAGUGGAGAGAUGCGAUGGAACUCAAUCUCCACAUUCGAAAUUUGGCUUGCUGCUUCCCCAGACUGAGGAGCACCAUCGCAUUCCUCCACGACAUUCAUAUUUUGGGAUGUCACCUCCUCAGGUUCCAAAGUAGGAGCAUGAUAACGAUGUAAUUGCACAUAUUUGCGCCCCCUAGUUCUUAUCCGUUUGAGGGGCAUAGUCGUGUAUUUUUGGCCUAUUUUACGCCGGGUUGUGCUAUUUUGUCAUGUUUCAGGUCCCAGGUGUCAAAGGAAAGGCUAAGCACGAGUUUCGGGGCAUUCGGAAGUCAUUUCGUCAAGCUGGAGCCAAAACACGGGCACACCUAAACCAUUACACGGCCGUGUUCUGUGGCCGUGCUUUUACUGCCGAGAGCUAAUUGAGUUUGGCAAAUUCAGGUUGCAAACAAGGGCUGAAAGCACGGCCGUGUUCCACCAAAGCACGGCCGUGUCCUCCCUAAAGCACGGCCGUGUUUCUCCCAACACAUGACCGUGUAAUUAACCCUAGCCAAAGCACGGGCGGGCUGAGGCAUUACACGGCCGUGCCCUCGACCGUGCUUUGGCCACUGGUGCCUUUUUAAGCAGAUUUUCAGCCAAAGAGAAGGGGAUUCAAGUUUUUGAGAGAGAGAACGAUUCCUAGAGAGAGAGAAAGCGACGAACAAGACUCUCCAAGUUCCCUAUAUUGAUCUUCAACACCAUUGGAGGCCAGUUUGAGCUUGGAGAAGUGCCGAUCAACGUCCAGAAGCAGGAAUCCAUCCUUCACAGUAUGAAUUCCGCGUCUGAUUCUGCUUUUGCUUUUUUCUCCAUGGAGUAGUUCUCCCAUUCAUCUGGGUAUGGAGAACAGCCUGAAGUCUGGACUAAAGGUCUUCAGACCCUCUCAAUCUGAAUCUCUAGCGGGCGACUAACCUCCACCGGAGUAAACAGAUUGAGGCCUUAACAAACAAAACCUCCACUACCGGAGUAAAUCCGGUACUAGAAUAGUGAGUUGGCUCCUCGACUAAAGUCACCAACUCCCUACCUUCAAUCAAGGAUGCGGCGGGACACUCAAAAGUAUGCUCAAGCAUGCCCCAAAUGUCAGGUGGCCGCGCAAACCACUCAUGCACCUCCAUCAAAAAUGCAGGUUAACAUUGGGCCAUGGCCAUUCGCUCAAUGGGGGAUGGACUUUUUGGGACCCUUUCCCACGGCUCCCGGACGAAAGAAAUGGCUGAUCGUAGCCAUUGAUUAUUUUACCAAGUGGAUUGAGGCUGAGGCGAUCUCUAGCCUAUCCACUCAGAGAGUUGAAAAGUUUUUAUGGCUAAACAUCUUAUGCAGGUUCAGUCUCCCUCACACUCUAAUCAUGGAUCAGGGGACACAAUUCACAAGCGAAGAUUUACAGGCCUACUGCACCCAAUAUGGAAUCUUACUUCGAUAUGCCUCGGUGGCCUAUCCUCAAGCUAACGGUCAGGCUGAGGCUGCUAACAAAAGCAUCCUAUGGGGCCUAAAAACCAGAUUAGGCCAGGCCAAGGGUCGAUGGGUCGAGGAGCUGCCCCAUGUGCUUUGGGCCCACCGGACAACUUACAAGACUUCCACUGGGGAGACACCAUAUGCCUUGACUUUUGGCACCGAUGUUGUGCUGCCAAUUGAAAUGGAGCUCUCCUCUUACAGAAUUCAAGCAUUCCACCCUGAUGAAAAUCAAAUCGAGCUCACUCAUGAUCUACAUCUCAUCGAGGAGCGUCGAGAGGAAGCACUUUUGCGACUCGCCGCUUCCAAAGAGAGGAUCGCGCGUUACUACAACGCCAAGGUGAGAAAUCGACCCAUCAGGGAAGGGGAGUGGGUUCUGAGGAGAAACUUCAAACACAUUCCAAGUCAAGGAAAGUUCACCCCCCAGUGGGAGGGUCCUUACAAAGUGCGUAAAGUGGUGGGACCAAAUACUGUAAAACUAUCACUCCGUGAUGGUCAAGACAUGUCAAGGACUUGGAACACAAUGCAUCUAAGGAGAUACUUUACUCCAUAAAUAUGGUAUACCCUUGCUAUCUUUUAAAUAAACUUCCUAGUGGAUUUGUUCCCUAAAUAAAUACCAUGGUAGGGUGAAAGAUAGCUAGCAAUAAAAGCAGCGUGUUUAUUAUUACAAAAGUUUGGAAGCCCAUUGUACAUUACCUACUACAGGUGUAUAUAAGCUAAGCUAUACAUAUGACCGAGUAUCUUACAUAAUAUUUUACAAUGUUAUUUCAAGUUGGAAUUUCAUAAACUUUAGUUCUCAAAAAACUCUGGGCCGAGUAACUCGGUUGCAGCCAAUAACAUUGCCGUCGAGAUAUUAAAGUCUGAAUGCACUAGGGUGCCAACCAUUGGAGAUGCUUCAGAAACAGCAUCUAAAAGUGGAGAGAUGCGAUGGAACUCAAUCUCCACAUUCGAAAUUUGGCUUGCUGCUUCCCCAGACUGAGGAGCACCAUCGCAUUCCUCCACGACAUUCAUAUUUUGGGAUGUCACCUCCUCAGGUUCCAAAGUAGGAGCAUGAUAACGAUGUAAUUGCACAUAUUUGCGCCCCUAGUUCUUAUCCGUUUGAGGGGCAUAGUCGUGUAUUUUUGGCCUAUUUUACGCCGGGUUGUGCUAUUUUGUCAUGUUUCAGGUCCCAGGUGUCAAAGGAAAGGCUAAGCACGAGUUUCGGGGCAUUCGGAAGUCAUUUCGUCAAGCUGGAGCCAAAACACGGGCACGCCUAAACCAUUACACGGCCGUGUUCUGUGGCCGUGCUUUUACUGCCGAGAGCUAAUUGAGUUUGGCAAAUUCAGGUUGCAAACAAGGGCUGAAAGCACGGCCGUGUUCCACCAAAGCACGGCCGUGUCCUCCCUAAAGCACGGCCGUGUUUCUCCCAACACAUGGCCGUGUAAUUAACCCUAGCCAAAGCACGGGCGGGCUGAGGCAUUACACGGCCGUGCCCUCGACCGUGCUUUGGCCACUGGUGCCUUUUUAAGCAGAUUUUCAGCCAAAGAGAAGGGGAUUCAAGUUUUUGAGAGAGAGAACGAUUCCUAGAGAGAGAGAAAGCGACGAACAAGACUCUCCAAGUUCCCUAGAUUGAUCUUCAACACCAUUGGAGGCCAGUUUGAGCUUGGAGAAGUGCCGAUCAACGUCCAGAAGCAGGAAUCCAUCCUUCACAGUAUGAAUUCCGCGUCUGAUUCUGCUUUUGCUUUUUUCUCCAUGGAGUAGUUCUCCCAUUCAUCUGGGUAUGGAGAACCCUAUAUUUGUAUGUUAGGCUUUGAUUGUAUGAACCCAAGUACUGAUUCUAUGAUUUGAUUAUAUUCGAUUGAGGUUUGAAUGAUUGAAUGACUUGAAUCCUGAUCAAAUUCCUGUUGUUUCUGCUUUAACCUAGAAUGAGAAUAUCUGCCUAGGUUAAUAGAGCAUCCUUGAUUGAAGGUAGGGAGUUGGUGACUUUAGUCGAGGAGCCAACUCACUAUUCUAGUACCGGAUUUACUCCGGUAGUGGAGGUUUUGUUUGUUAAGGCCUCAAUCUGUUUACUCCAGUGGAGGUUAGUCGCCCGCUAGAGAUUCAGAUUGAGAGGGUCUGAAGACCUUUAGUCGAGACUUCAGGCUGUUUAAGAACCUUCCGCAGUAUAACUAUCAUAGAAACUGAACUUGGUAAUUACAAUCUGGCUUAACUGCAGUCUAGGGGGAACCAUAUCCGGGUGACCUCUCUUAACCUGAAUACAACAGUUUACUUCCU
Messenger RNA from Linum trigynum, 3878 nucleotides. The record is from the annotation of a GenBank genome assembly. NCBI's taxonomy places the organism in Eukaryota, Viridiplantae, Streptophyta, Magnoliopsida, Malpighiales, Linaceae.